AUGAUGUCGGACGCCCAGAAGGCCUGGGAGGCCUGUGACAGAACAGAUGCUGCUUUUGUUCUGGUCUGUACCGUGUUCUGCUGGACCAUCAUACCUGCUGUUGGCCUGGGAUAUUCUGGGUAUUCUACCAGACGAAGCGGACUUGCAUCUUUCAUUCCUUCAAUAUUGACCGUCUGCGUCUGUUCCAUUCAAUGGUUCAUCGUCGGAUAUACCAUUGCGUACGGUGAAGGUCCCGGAGGAAUCGUUGGGGACCUUAGCUAUGCAUUUCAUCGAGGUGUACUUGCUGAGCCGGUUGGUACUAUCCCAGCUGUCCUUUUCAGUGAGUUCCAGCUCGUGUUUUUGGCCACGGUUUGUGCGAUCAGCGUGGGAGGAGCCUGUGAACGUGGUCGGAUUCUUCCAUUGAUUCCUUUCAUCUUCCUCUGGUCAACCUUUAUCUAUUGCCCCCUCGCUCAUAUGGUUUGGGGUGAUGGCUUUCUGGGUGAACUCGGUGUUCUUGACUUUGCUGGCGGGACUCCUGUCCACAUUUGCAGUGGUGCCACGGCCAGUGCACUCAGUCUUUACCUUUCAUACCCUAUCUUCCGAUCUCGAAAAUCGCCAAACAGGACACCAUCCCAUUUGAAGCUGCAUCGCCCUCAUAACUCCAUGUGUCAGUUAUUGGCCAUGAUAAUCAUUUGGGGCUCGUGGCUGGCCUUUGACGCCGGUACCACGCUCACCCUAAGCUUUCAAUCGGUCAUGGCCUUGUGUGUUACCAAUCUCUGUGCCUCUGCUGGCGCCUUGACCUGGGGUUUAAUCACGUACACCGAAACCGGCCGGUGGUCAUUGGACAGCAUCUUCAUGGGAGCCAUUUCGGGGCUUGUCAUGAUCACUCCAGCUGCGGGCUUCAUUGAUCUUCCCACGUCCUUGUUUUUUGGCAUUUUCGGAGCCGUUAUUUGCCGUCAAGCCUUGCGAAUCAAGUUCACGGAAUUUGCUAGGAAAUGGAAGUGGGUGGACAACGGCGACACAUUUGCCACCCAUUGCGUCGGCGGCGUCGUCGGUACUAUCGCAACUGGACUCUUUGCACAAAAGACGGUCGCCGCUUACGGAGGUGUGGAAGUGGAUGGGGGUGUCUUCUUCGAUGGCAACAUCCGCCAACUUGGUGUUCAGGUUGUCGAGGCACUGAUUGGCUUUACAUGGUCUUUCGUGGGCUCAUUCGUGAUCGUCGCAUUGAUCGAUUGCGUUCCAGGCCUCGAGGUUCUGGCGGAGGACAAGGACGUCAACAUGGGCAUGGAUGCAUCCCAAAUGGAUGAGAGUUUGUACGAGGCCCAGUGGGCUGGAGAAGAAGACUACAAGCCCCUUGCAAAUGGCAGCAUUGUCUUGGAAUAG
This is a messenger RNA of Rhinocladiella mackenziei CBS 650.93, 1362 nucleotides long. RefSeq lists its product as uncharacterized. Bases 1 to 1362 code for a protein of 453 amino acids. The record is from RefSeq and is a predicted model, not a curated record. Lineage: Eukaryota; Fungi; Ascomycota; Eurotiomycetes; Chaetothyriales; Herpotrichiellaceae. Gene Ontology annotation, cellular component: plasma membrane. The transcript has 3 exons. Gene Ontology annotation, biological process: ammonium transmembrane transport. Gene Ontology annotation, molecular function: ammonium channel activity.